ACUUGAAUGUAAAUAUAGAAAACUCGACUGCCCUCUUCGGGCUGCUCUGUCGUUCGCACUCCACAGCAGAACCAGUAGAGUUAGGGUUUUAGAUUCUCGCAUUUUGUUUUUGCAAAGAAAGCUAUCGGUCAAAAAAAUGGAGGGAGCAGACGACGGAGGCAUUGAGAGAGUGGUGGACUCCAAGGACUUGCAGCAACAGAGCAAAGCCUUCGACAAGCUCACCGACCGCGUCGAAGAUCGCCAGCUCGACUCCACUCGUGUGCAAGAGGCGAUGGCGUCGAUCGCUGCAUCAGCAGAAGCGGAUUGGAAAGCUACAAAAAUGAGAGAGAAAGAACUGGCUGCUGUUAAGAUCAGGGCAGCUGACUUUGACAUAAUCGCAAAUGAACUAGAGUUGGACCCAAAGGUGGCUGAGAGAACCUUACGGGAGCACAAAGGUGACGCUGUUGCUGCUAUUCGACAUUUGCUAAGGUAGAAAAGGCAUUGGAGUUAUGAAAUAGGAAUGAUGACCUUAACCAAGAAAAGAAAUAUGAACGAUGAGGACUUGCAGCUAAUAUUAUUUUGUCAGUAGAAGUAUCUAUCUUUUGUCUUCAUGACAAACAUGUUUGCUUCUUAAAUAUGCAUUUGGCACCAUGUGAAUAUUGACUCUGAGUAGUUAGGAUGGCUGAUUAAUGCUUUUCAGUCAGUUAAUACCAGAAUAACACUCAAUAGUCAUCAUUCCAGGCCGUGAAGGCCGAAUUGCUUUGAUGCGUACGGUGCACCCCUGGAUAUUGGAAUCAAAUCGAUUUUUAGGCCAUAGGUUUAGGAAAAUGCUAAACAUGUUAAGUUUUGCUACAAAAAUCUUAUAAACUGGGUUGGCAGUUUAUGUAAUUGGUGCCACAUCACUCAUGUAAUAAAUAUUGUUUUGACUUGCA
Messenger RNA from Carya illinoinensis, 911 nucleotides. Its product is annotated as huntingtin-interacting protein K-like. The record is from RefSeq and is a predicted model, not a curated record. Gene Ontology annotation, biological process: protein stabilization; negative regulation of apoptotic process. Bases 137 to 472 code for a protein of 111 amino acids. Lineage: Eukaryota; Viridiplantae; Streptophyta; Magnoliopsida; Fagales; Juglandaceae. The transcript is spliced from 4 exons.